CUCUUGCGCUGUUCGAAGCCAUGGAAUCGGCACUGGCCAUGUUGGAGCACAAAACCACCAAACAGACAUCGCCGUCUUUAGCCGUAGACAGCCAUCAUACGGUCCCAUGAAGCAUCUCCGUCGUCAGCUGGAGAUUCGUUUUCCAGUUGUCAGGCUUCCCCGGAUAGAAUCAGCCGAGAGACUGAGACAUGGUAGAGACAUACGAGCUUGGCAUGACACUUGCAUCUCAGCCCCGCGAUCUCCCCAUUCCGUAUUGGAGCGACUUGUCAAAUGGGCGCAUGGGCGCACAGCACCGCUGGACUCGAGUAGCGGUCAGAUCGAGGGAAUACUCGGUACAGCCCUCCCCAAGUAACAACUGUAGCCGGUGGUUCAGCAAAUCGCGCCAUGUCUUACUCGAUAUUUUUGGAUAUUUCCGGACAGCCUUGAGGCUUGCUUGAACUUUGGUGUCUUAGACCCCACUGCUGUGGGUUGUUAGUCGAUAUGUUUCUGAUCCUUCGGCACAUGGCCUGGGUGACUGCGGAGUUGCGGGCGAGGGAUCUUGGAUACUGAGGAGAUGGCAGAGGGGAUACCGUGGCGAAGCCCGGAUGGGAUGAAAUAGUAUGCCCUGGAAAAAAGGUAUAAAGUCGAGCAGGACUCCUCUCCAAAUCGACUUCUCUCAUCAUCAACAACACACUCUCAAGCUUCAAACCAAGCCUUCUCUCCUCCUCCAAACUCCUCCAGACCAACUCUCAAGCCUCCGACUUAAAACCAACCAAACAACCACCAAAAUGAAGUUCACAAUCUCCACCGCCCUUCUCGCCCUCCUCGCCUCCUCCGUCUCCGCAGCCUCAAUUCCCCUCGAGGCCCGCGCAGGCUCCCGCACCGUCGUCCUGACAAACGAGUUCAGCGGCCGCGGCACCCCCGGCGUCAUCCCCACGACCGGCACCGACGUCUCCGUCAAGGGAACCUACCCGGCCGUCUACGUCCCCUCCUUCCGCGUCGACUCGGUCAUGAUCACCUCCGGUGUUGUGACUGGUGCCAAGUGUGUCAUCAAGGGCAAGACUCGCGCCGGGAAGCCCGUUCAGCUUGUCGAGGUUAAUGGCGAGCGCAACUAUGCGCGGUUCCCGAAGGAUGCCGAUUUCGUUCCCGAGACGCUGCAGAUCAACUGUGUUUAAGCUCCGUCACUCAUGGAACGCUUUUCGGCGCGAGGCGGCGUGGUCUGAGUCGACAUGAUAUGGUCCAGACUCGGUCAUAGGGCUCUUGGACCCCCUGCUCCUUGGGGGCUGAGCUUUGUGGUUUACUCACUCGUGCCGUGCCUUUUCUCACGGCUUCUCUUAUUUCCUACGCAUAUAUGUAAUGUCUAACCUACGCUCCUUGAUUGCUUAAUCGCUGUGGAGG
This is a messenger RNA of Aspergillus calidoustus, 1377 nucleotides long. Lineage: Eukaryota; Fungi; Ascomycota; Eurotiomycetes; Eurotiales; Aspergillaceae. The record is from the annotation of a GenBank genome assembly.